AACAGUCAACCUACAGUAGCGAUUUGCCCAAGGAGGUACCAACUUCGUCCUGCCUGCCGCUUUUUCCAAAGAGAAAGCGCAAAAGACAAUUAUCCUCUCGACUACAGUGCAUCUUCGUCCAAUCAUGGCGGCCAAACAAUUGAGGCCAGUUGACUUUGUGAACGCAGUUUUGCGCUCCUUCAUGAAAGAGUCAGGCUUGGAACCCAGACUACUCGGCGCUAGCAGUUUCCGUAUCAAAGAUGCGCAGAAGGGAAGAGUCGACUUUGAACUGGAUAUCCAGAAAGACCAUACGAACCGGAUGAAGGCGAUCCACGGCGGCACACUUGCCAGCAUGGUUGAUCUGGGUGGCUCCUUGGCAGUCGCUUCCAUGGGCCUGUACUCAACAGGUGUCUCGACAGAUCUCAACGUCACUUAUCUCAGCAGCGGUGGCGUUGCUGGUGACAAGCUUACUGGUACAGCCACUUGUGACAAGAUCGGAAAGACACUAGCAUACACCACCGUCACGUUUAACAACGCCAAAGGAGAACUCGCUGCGCGAGGAAGCCAUACCAAGUUUGUUGCAAAGGCAUGGCCUACAAAGCAAGGACUUUUCGAGCUCCCCGAAGGUGUUUCGGAGCCCUCUGGGGAUAAUAAAUGAGUGGGUUGGAAGACACUGACGUGAAGUAACAUAUCACCGAAUGGGAAGAUGCCCCAGAAUAGAUAUAUACACAGGUUCAUGCACAAAUGCAGCGGUCUUCUACUCAAUUAGACUCAUUACCAUACCAUUCUAAACGAGAAAGCGAUUCAGUUAUGCAAAGCAACAUGAUUGAAACCAAACCCCUGAAAGCAUUAUCCAAUAUUAC
This is a messenger RNA of Pyricularia oryzae 70-15, 842 nucleotides long. RefSeq names its product PaaI_thioesterase. Gene Ontology annotation, molecular function: fatty acyl-CoA hydrolase activity. Lineage: Eukaryota; Fungi; Ascomycota; Sordariomycetes; Magnaporthales; Pyriculariaceae. The transcript has 8 exons. Bases 125 to 637 code for a protein of 170 amino acids. The record is from RefSeq and is a predicted model, not a curated record.